AUGGCUUCAGUUGUUAGUGAAAGCGAAGAUACUGAAAUAAUUUCUGCUGAAGAUAAAAGUACUGAAGUUACUACUACUGGAAGUACCGAAGUCACUAUUACUAGAAGUACUGAAGUCACUACUACUGGAA
This is a messenger RNA of Racocetra fulgida, 130 nucleotides long. Lineage: Eukaryota; Fungi; Glomeromycota; Glomeromycetes; Diversisporales; Gigasporaceae. The record is from the annotation of a GenBank genome assembly.